AUGAUAACGCUUAAUUAAAUAUUAAUAUUUUUUUUUUCUUUAAAUUAACUGUCAGUCUUCUAUCAGAAAAUCAGUGUUAACUCAUAUGUAUGUCGGGUAUGUUGUAUGUAAUACAGAUCAAGUCAUGUAUCUAUCGUCCGUCACCGAUUGGUGGAUGUACGAGCAUAUUGCCACGCUGUUUUUGGUCAUCGCUGUGACAAUUGCCUAUUAUUUUUCUAUUUCGACUUUUAAAAUAUGGGAAAAACUAAAUGUUCCUUACAGUAAGCCAAUUCCGUUAUUCGGUAACACAUUGAAACAGGCUUUGAGCAGAGAUCAUGUAUUGGAAUUUUACAAUAAAAUCUAUUACGAGUUUACCGGUCGCAGAUACGCAGGAUUGUUCCAGAUGAGGACGCCUUAUUUAAUGAUCCGUGAUCCUGAGCUGAUCAAUGAUGUGCUAAUAAGAGACUUCUCGUUCUUCGCCGAUCGUGGUGUCUUCUCAGAUUUCACGGUAAAUCCAUUGUCGAACAAUUUAUUAUUUAUGAGAAAUCCUCAAUGGAAAAUAAUGCGACACAAAAUAACUCCUGCAUUUACACCGGGAAAAUUCAAGAUAAUGUGUGAUCGGAUCAAAGAGUGUGCUGAUAUAUUAAUAAAAAAUAUCGAUGAAGAAUUAAGGGAAAAAAACAACGAAAUAGAAAUAAGAAACAUUGUGAGAAAGUAUUCGAUCGAUGUCCUCGGCACUUGCAUUUUCGGAUUUGAUUUAAACGUAAUUAGCGAUGAUGAAUGCAAAUUUCGUAAGUACGGAAAAUUGAUAUUCACACCUUCAUUAAAAACGCUUUUUGGACAGGUGUGCUUGAUGAUCACCCCUACACUUUUAAAAAUUUUAAAAUUGAAAGAUCAUCCAAAAAAAGUAACUGACUUUUUUUACAAAUCAUUAAAAGAUAGUAUGAUGUAUAGAGAAGAAAAUAAAAUAAUCAAGAAUGAUUUUACUCAAGUUUUAAUGAAAGCAAGAAAUGAUUUAGUGUUAAAUACAAGUUUACCUGAUCAAGACAGGUUUACAGAAUCACAAAUUAUAGCGAAUGCUUUCGGUAUGUUUGUCGCUGGGUUCGAUACAGUUUCAGCUACUGUAGGUUAUUGCUUAUAUCAACUGGCGUUAAAUAAUUCUAUUCAAGAUAAAGUACGCAAAGAGAUUCAACUGAAACUUUCCAAACAUAACGGACAAAUUAAUUACGAGUUUUUGAUGGAUCUUAAUUACUUGGAUAUGGUUGCAGCAGAAACAUUACGCAUGUAUCCUUCAGUUGUUGUUUUAUUUAGAAGAGCAACAAAAACAUAUAAAAUACCUAACGAUUCAUUGAUAAUUGAAAAAGGCCAACAAAUAGUAAUUCCUAUUUAUGCAUUGCAUUACGAUGUACAGUAUUAUACGGAUCCUGAAAAGUUUAUUCCUGAAAGGUUUUCGACAGAAGAAGAAGCUAAACGGCCAAACGGUGUUUACCUGCCAUUUGGCGAUGGACCUCGAAUGUGUAUAGGAAAACGUUUCGCAGAAAUAGAAUUGAAAUUGGCUCUUGUUGAAAUACUAACAAAAUUUGAAGUAUUCCCAUGUGAAAAAACAGAAAUUCCUUUAACAUUUGCUAAUAACAUUUUCACAAUGAUUCCAAAAAACGGUAUUUGGCUAAAAUUUAAAAAAAAUAAUUAACCAGAGAUUAUUAUUCAAUGUUGUUGUUGAUUGAAAAAAAGUUGU
This is a messenger RNA of Melanaphis sacchari, 1714 nucleotides long. RefSeq names its product probable cytochrome P450 6a13. Gene Ontology annotation, molecular function: iron ion binding; monooxygenase activity; oxidoreductase activity, acting on paired donors, with incorporation or reduction of molecular oxygen. NCBI's taxonomy places the organism in Eukaryota, Metazoa, Arthropoda, Insecta, Hemiptera, Aphididae. The record is from RefSeq and is a predicted model, not a curated record. The transcript is spliced from 4 exons. The coding region runs from base 86 to 1669 and encodes 527 amino acids.